AUGAUACAAGAACAUUCCGCCAAAGGGCAGCAUAACUUAAAUGGAAGUAAACAAAGUAAUACAACAGUAAACAUCUCUGAGGACAAAGACAGUCAGAAUGCUGGAAUAUCUCAAGAAUGUGAAGUAUACAGCAAAUUAUUCACUUAUCCUAUUCAUCUACAAAAACACGUAAGAAUUCACAGUGGAGAGAAACCCUAUGAAUAUAAACAAUGUAAUGGAACAUUCAAGAGAUCCAGUCAUCUUUGGAAACAUGAAAAAACUGACAGUGGACAGAAACCCUAUGAGUGUAAACAAUGUAGUAAAACAUUCAGUCAAGCUGGUCAUUUUCAUAUACAUGGACGAACUCACAGUGGAGAGAAACCCUAUGAAUGUAAACAGUGUAGUAAAGCAUUCAGUUGUUCCAGUCAUCUUCAGAGACAUGAAAGAAUUCACAGUGGAGAGAAACCCUAUGAGUGUAAACAAUGUAGUAAAACAUUCAGUCAAGCUGGUCAUUUUCAUAUAUAUGAACGAACUCAAAGUGGAGAGAAACCCUAUGAAUGUAAACAAUGUAGUAAAACAUUCAGUUGUUCCAGUCAUCUUCAGAGACAUGAAAGAAUUCACAGUGGAGAGAAACCCUAUGAAUGUAAACAAGGUAGUAAAACAUUCAGUUGUUCCAGUCAUCUUCAGAGACAGGAAAGAAUUCACAGUGGAGAGAAACCCUAUAAAUGUAAACAAUGUAGGAAAACAUUCAGUUCUUUCAGUCGUCUUCGGUUACAUGAAAGAAUUCACAGUGGAGAGAAACCCUAUGAAUGUAAACAGUGUAGUAAAACAUUCAGUGAUUCCAGUACUCUUCGGAAACAUGAAAGAAUUCAUAGUGGAGAGAAACCUUAUGAGUGUAAACAAUGUGGUAAAACAUUCAGUUCUUCCAGUAGUCUUCGGUUACAUGAAAGAAUUCACAGUGGAGAGAAACUCUAUGAGUGUAAAUUGUGUAGUAAAACAUUCAGGCAAUCCAGUACUCUUCGAGUACAUGAAAGAAUUCACAGUGGAGAGAAACCCUAUGAAUGUAAAUUGUGUAGUAAAACAUUCAGGCAAUCCAGUACUCUUCGGGCACAUGAAAGAAUUCACAGUGGAGAGAAACCCUAUGAAUGUAAGCAGUGUAGUAAAGCAUUCAGUUGUUCCAGUACUCUUCGGGCACAUGAAAGAAUUCACAGUGGAGAGAAACCCUAUGAAUGUAAACAAUGUAGUAAAACAUUCGGGCAUUCCAGUCAUCUUCAGAGACAUGAAAGAAUUCACAGUGGAGAGAAACCCUAUGAAUGUAAACAAUGUAGUAAAACAUUCGGGCGUUCCAGUCAUCUUCAGAGACAUGAAAGAAUUCACAGGGGAGAGAAAUUCUAUGAAUGUAAACAAUGAAGUAAAACAUUGAGCCACCCAUGGAGAUCACCACCUCCAACCGUCUCCCACUCCCUGGUAUUCACACUUUUCUUGUGUGUGGUUUUAUUUCAUGCAGAGAAUGUUGACCUACAUAUCCAGUGAUAUAGCAGACAUGAGAAUAUGCAACUCUGAGGGCAGUUUCUGCCUCUUUCUUUCAGAAAUAUUUUAUUGAUUUAUUAUUGGAUAGAGACAGAAAUUGAGAGGGAGGGGGAGAUAGACAGAGAGACACCUGAGUCCUGUUUCACUAUUCGUGAAGUUUUUCCCCACAGGUAGGGGCCAGGGCCUUGAACCCAGGUCUUUAUGUACUGUAAUGUAUGUGCUAAACCAGGUGUGCCUCCACCUGGCCCCCAGAACUGAGACUUUUUGCCAGUAGCCAGAUCCAGGUGAGAAAACUCUCAGGAAUGUGGCCUCUUGCUCUGGUCAAGUCUCUAGAUGACACAUGCCCACCAUCUUUUUUAAUUUUUAAAUUUCUUUAUUGGGGAAUUAAUGUUUUACAUUCAAUAGUAAAUACAGUAAUUAGUACAUGCAUAACCCACCCACCUCAGAGACUUUUACUUUGUUGCAAUACGCCAAUUCCAGUUAAAGUUCUUGUGUUUUUUCUUCUGAUCUUGUUUUUCAACUUCUGCCUGAGAGUGAGAUCAUCCCAUAUUCAUCCUUCAGCUUCUGACUUAUUUCACAUAACAUGAAUUUUUCAAGGUCCAUCCAAGAUCGGCUGAAAACGGUGAAGUCACCAUUUUUGACAGCUGAGUAGUAUUCCAUUGUGUAUAUAUACCACAACUUUCUCAGCCACUCAUCUGUUGUUGGACACCUGGGUUGCUUCCAGGUUUUGGCUAUUACAAAUUGUGCUGCCAAGAACAUAUGUGUACACAGAUCUUUUUGGAUGGAUGUGUUGGGUUCCUUAGGUAUAUCCCCAGGAGAGGAAUUGGAGUGUCAUAGGGUAGGUCCAUUUUUAGCCUUGUGAGAGUUUUCCAGACUGUUCUCCACAAAGGUUGGACCAAUUGACAUUCCCACCAGCAGUGCAGGUGUCUCUGCCUCCCUGUCUCCCUUUUCGCUCUUGAUUUC
Erinaceus europaeus (western European hedgehog) is the source of this 2472-nucleotide messenger RNA. RefSeq names its product zinc finger protein 14-like. The transcript is spliced from 2 exons. Gene Ontology annotation, biological process: negative regulation of transcription by RNA polymerase II. The coding region runs from base 1 to 1389 and encodes 462 amino acids. The record is from RefSeq and is a predicted model, not a curated record. NCBI's taxonomy places the organism in Eukaryota, Metazoa, Chordata, Mammalia, Eulipotyphla, Erinaceidae. Gene Ontology annotation, molecular function: DNA-binding transcription repressor activity, RNA polymerase II-specific.